Messenger RNA from Pimephales promelas (fathead minnow), 4271 nucleotides. RefSeq names its product bridging integrator 1a (gene bin1a). Gene Ontology annotation, molecular function: phospholipid binding; tau protein binding. Gene Ontology annotation, cellular component: cytoplasm; synaptic vesicle; plasma membrane. The record is from RefSeq and is a predicted model, not a curated record. NCBI's taxonomy places the organism in Eukaryota, Metazoa, Chordata, Actinopteri, Cypriniformes, Leuciscidae.
AUAUCGUGUGCGCUUGUGCAGGUUCAUUCUAUUCCAGGGGCGAGUGUUAUUACAAGGCCUAGAAUUGAAUGCAUCUGCAUAGAAUAAAAUAAUACUCUGUAGAAUUAGAUAUCAUAACAAAUGCUCAUUUGACGCGUUGCUUGCAAACAACCCAAUCCGGAUAAAAAUGGCUGAAUUACCGAUGGGGAAAGUGGUCACCGCAGGGAAAAUAGCAAGCAAUGUACAGAAAAAAAUUACCAGGGCUCAGGAAAAGGUUCUCCAAAAGCUUGGCAAGGCAGAUGAGACUAAAGAUCUGGCAUUUGAAGAGGGUGUGAUUAAUUUUAACAAACAGCUGGUGGAAGGUACCAAACUGCAGAAAGACCUUCGGGCCUAUUUGACUGCAGUAAAAACCAUGCAUGAAUCUUCUAGACGUCUGUACGAGUGCCUGGAUGACAUGUAUGAGAAUGAUUGGUAUGGAAGAAAGGAUGUGGACUCCAUCUGUGAGGAUUCAGACCUUCUUUGGACAGACUUCCAUCAGAAACUUGUGGAUCAUGCGCUUAUAUCCAUGGACACCUACCUGGGCCAGUUUCCUGACAUCAGAGCCCGUAUUGCGAAGCGUGACAGGAAGCUGGUGGACUUUGACAGCGCACGGCACAACUUUGCUGCGGUAAACAAAGGCAAGAAAGGAAAGGAGGGGAUUAAGAUCACCAAGCCGGCUUCCUUGCUGGAGAGAGCCGCCCCGGGUUGGGCUCAGGGGAUCCUGUCCGCCCAUAACGUAGCUCAGACCAGCCUCUCCAGGAGUCAGGCAGAGGAAGAGCUGGAAAGGGCACAGAAGGUGUUUGACGAAAUUAAUAUAGAUUUGCAGGAGGAACUUCCAUCUCUGUGGAACAGUCGUGUUGGCUUUUAUGUGAAUACAUUCCAGAGUGUGGCUGGUCUGGAGGAGAAGUUUCACAGAGAAAUGGGAAAAAUCAAUCAGAAUCUGAAUGAUACACUGGUUAAAUUAGAAAAUCAAGAUAUGUCCAGAAAAACAGGUAGCCAAGGGGUGAGGACAUCAACAGCCCAGAAGAGCUCCAGUGAAAGAACACAAGAUGCCAAUCACACUUUGAGCCCAGGAGGACCGCCAGCCAUUCCCAAAUCUCCGUCUAAGUUAAAGCCAGCUGUCCCUCCGCCUCCUAAAGCUACUCCAUCUAAGGAUCUGAAGCAGGAGAGCAUUAUUAAUCUAUUUGGUGAGGCUGCCACUCCGAACAUCAGUGUCACUUCGCCAACACAGUAUGAUGCCCCAGCCACUGCUAAUCUGCUGGAUAUGGAUCUGGACUCGCUUCAGGCCGCCACCACCCCAGCCGCACAGAAUUGGGAUCCAUGGGAGCAUACAGAGAAUGAAGCCGAGGUACCUCAGACAUGGGACGAUGAUGGUCCUCAGACUGUGCACUCUGGCUGGGGUGAUGAUGGUACCCAGGCUACCUGGGAUGAUGAUGGUAGCCAACCUGUGCAUGCUCCGGCCACAUUCCCCACCUGGAAUGAUGAUGAAGGCUCUCAGCCUGUGCAGGGGAAUGACAUUGAUUCUACCCAGCAGGCCGAGGGGUGGGACGAGGAUGGGGCUCAGGCCACAGAACAGGCAGUUGUUACAGAAGAGACAGUAGCCGAAACUGUAAGUGAUACUGCAACAGCAGCCACAGAGAGCACAGAGAAUGUAGAGAUGCCAGAAGCCUUCCUGUUCAAAGUGAAAGCAAUGCAUGACUACAAUGCCAAUGACUCGGAUGAGUUGGAGAUGAAGGCAGGAGAUGUGGUGCUGGUAGUGAGCUUUGAAAAUCCAGAGGAGCAGGAUGAAGGGUGGUUGAUGGGAGUCAAAGAGUCUGACUGGAUUCUGCAUAAAGAUCUUGAGAAAAAGGGAGUCUUUCCUGAAAACUUCACCCAGAGGAUGUGAGCGCUUGUGAUCAGCUUGAUCUGUGACACUGUUUCCCCCAUCUAUAUUACUCCUUUUUGCUUCCUUUGAAAAUGCAGACCAGAAAAACUACUAUACCAACAAAUGCACCGCCACAGGCAAUCAGCUGGUUAUGUUUGUGGAAGUUGUUGACAGGUUAGUCAGUGCAUUGUUUUGAGUGUCCUCACUCAUAUUUGUCAUGCUUUGAAUAUGAUUGGAUCCACCUUUGACAAAAUAAGUGAUAGUAUUUUUUUCUAGCCUUUUCUAAUUGAGGGAGUAACAUACCCAAAGUAAGUCCUUGCUGUAAAUGUUUUUAGACUAGCCACACUUAACCAUUGUCCCGUUUUGAGUGAAAAAGUUUUAAGUCAUAUCUCAUGAGCUCACAAACUGGUGAACGAAACAGAUAGUCUGAUACUGAGGACUAUUUGAGCUGCAUGGUAUAUAAUUAUGUCACUGGUGGAAACAAACAGUAUUUCUUUUAAAAUGGUGAAUACCCUAUCAAUGAUGUGUUCUAAGAAUGUUUUGUUAAUGUUCCCGUAUAUAUUACAUGAUAUAUAUAUAUAUAUAUACUGUACUGUGUAUAUAUAUAUAUAUAUACAGUAAAUUCUUUCAUAUAUUCUUGGUUAUGCCAACAUUAAGGGAACAUUCUGGGAACAUUUCAUAACAAUAAAAACUAGUAACUAGUAUAACAUUUUAAAAAAAAAACAUUAGAUGAAUGAUAUAAAAAUAAAGUUUUUGUGCUAAUGUUUUAGAACAUUAUUAAGUAUCAGAAAACUUUGAAAAAACAUUCUGUUAACGUAAAUGGAAAAAUGUUCGUUCAUAACUUUGAGAGAACUUUCCAGAAAGUUCUGAGAAUGUUCCCUGUUAACUAGGUAAUUGUUUCCAUUUCUUCACGGGAAUGGAGUUUGACUGCUCUGUCAAAUAUCUACCAGCACCAUUUCUGCAUGUUUAAAUCAGGAACAAACUAAAAAGUACAAAUAAAUCAGACUAAUAUAGUUAAAGGAGUAUUAAGAAACAAAAACCAUAUGCACUCGUUCCAUAUGCAGUUAAUGUUGACACCAACAAGGCUGAUGUAUUUAACCCCAGACUCUUGCUCAGGUUGUAUGUUAAUGAACCUGUGUGCUGUUUCUGACCCUUAGCUUUACUGUAUACACGAUAUAUCACUGUCAGUGUCCACAGAUGUUUUUGAUAAAGCCAUUUCCGAUAUUAAUAUUUGAUUAAUAGUUCACUGUGCAAACGCAGUCAUACACAUGAUUUGUCUCGGUCAUUUACUUGUAGUAAAAAUUGCGGUUUAUAUUCCGUGAAGGAGAAUUUCUUAACAUGUAAUGCAAUAAGCUCUGCACAGAUUUUUAAUUCUUUAUUAAUUGUAUUCAUAGACGUGUCGGACGUUUUGGCAAAGUGUGGAUAUUAUUAAUGCUCACUUGUGUGAGUUUUAAUAAAGUGCAACAUGCGAAAGUGACUCAAAAUAUGCAUAAUAUGACUUCAAUCCACUUACAGUACACUGUAUUUAUAGUUUUAUUUUUGUAAAUUGUGUGACAAAUGCGAGUUAAAAUUAUUCCAUGUGCCAUGAUCGCUGGCUUAUAUACUGGGGUCUUUCUCAGUGUUGUAAACUCUGGUCUUUUCAUGUCUGAUCAGAACUGACCAUCCAUCCCUACUGUAGCAACAAGAGGUUUAGUGCAUCUGAGGUUAUGAACUUUGAUAAGGACCGAACUUAAGUUGGUAUGGCAGAGAUAUUGAUUCUCCAGUCAUCUGUUGCGCUGAAUAAGAACUUGUUUGCUCUUUGUUUGGUUUGUUUGUUACUUCUGAUCUCUUUCUCUUAUUGGACGUGUCAUGUGACCCAAGCUUUCGGGGGAGUUCUUGCCACGCUUCUGCAGUUUUGAAGCAAGUGUGUGUUUGCUUUUUGUACCCUGUACUAAGAAAUCAAAUGUGAUCUGUAUAGAGACUGAUUACUGAGUUAUUCAAGCUGCCAAUGCAUCUUUAAUGACCUCUCGCUCAAGCUCUUAAUUAAAGCGAAAGUCCCCAGAAUGAGUGGACAAACACUUCCUCCUCCUGUAUUUGAGCACAGUUAGGAUAUUUGCUAGCGUUGUUGCAUUUGUAGCCGUGAACAUUGUGUAGUUUUGUUGGGUUUCGUCACUAAAGAUACAGAUUCUUUGAACAUAUCUAUAUAUGUAAUUAGUGUGAAUGUGAAAGAGGCAUGCUUAAAUCCAUGAGCAGUGUGUCUGUGUGUAGUGACUUGAUGUUUUCUUGCUGAGGUGGCCUGGGAAACCAGGGUCACUUUAUGCCACUGUAAGCCAUGAGUGUAUCAUUCUACAGUCCUGUAUCCUGCUGACUCACCCUAUGCUAAUAAACAUGGAUUUAAUCCUGUAACUUU